This is a messenger RNA of Sciurus carolinensis (gray squirrel), 1085 nucleotides long. RefSeq names its product RAB25, member RAS oncogene family (gene Rab25). NCBI's taxonomy places the organism in Eukaryota, Metazoa, Chordata, Mammalia, Rodentia, Sciuridae. Bases 240 to 881 code for a protein of 213 amino acids. The record is from RefSeq and is a predicted model, not a curated record. Gene Ontology annotation, cellular component: recycling endosome. The transcript is spliced from 5 exons. Gene Ontology annotation, biological process: exocytosis. Gene Ontology annotation, molecular function: GTPase activity; GTP binding.
CUUCCGUCUUCUCAGUUUCCACCCAGCACCCCCACCUGCCAGAUCUGAGCCUCCCUGGACCUGGCUAGCUUUGAGUCAGUCCUCAGUCCCUUUGGUUGUAGAAAUCUUCUUGCCCCCAAUGAGAAGAGAGGUGGGUCCAGGUCUCUUGAGAGCUGAGGGCUGAGGGCAUUGAGCUGACGCACACACUUGUGACCUCGUCCACCAAAGACAUCUAUCUGCACCUUCCAUGCGGAGCCAAGAUGGGGAAUGGGACCGAGGAAGAUUAUAAUUUUGUUUUCAAAGUGGUGCUGAUUGGCGAGUCAGGUGUGGGGAAGACCAACCUGCUGUCCCGAUUCACGCGCAAUGAGUUCAAUCACGACAGCCGCACCACCAUCGGGGUUGAGUUCUCCACCCGCACGGUCAUGCUGGGCACCGCUGCUGUCAAGGCUCAGAUCUGGGACACUGCUGGCCUGGAGCGAUACAGAGCCAUCACCUCGGCGUACUAUCGCGGAGCAGUGGGCGCCCUCCUGGUGUUCGACCUGACCAAGCAUCAGACCUAUGCUGUAGUGGAGCGCUGGCUGAAGGAGCUCUACGACCAUGCUGAGGCCACUAUUGUUGUCAUGCUUGUGGGGAACAAAAGUGACCUCAGCCAGGCCCGGGAAGUGCCCACUGAUGAGGCCCGCAUGUUUGCUGAAAACAAUGGGCUGCUAUUCCUGGAGACCUCAGCCCUGGAUUCCACCAAUGUUGAACUGGCCUUUGAGACUGUCCUCAAAGAGAUCUUUGCAAAGGUGUCCAAGCAGAGGCAAAACAGCACGCGGACCAAUGCCAUCACCCUGGGCAGUGCCCAGGCUGGCCAGGAGCCCAAUCCUGGGCAGAAGAGGGCCUGUUGCAUCAGCCUCUGACCUUGGCCAGGGCCAACCCUGCCCCCACCCUGAUGCCACCCAAUGUUCCUCACCCCCACUCCCAUUGUAGGACUUUCCCUGCCCUUUGUUUGCCUGUUCACAGCCCCCCAGAGCCCUAGGGUAUUCAUGCCCAAAAUGCACAUCGCUAUGAUCUGUCUACACCCACAGACUAGGACCCUCAAAUAAAGCUGUUUUGUAUCAAUG